AUGGUCCGGCCACCAGUGAGCAGCACUAAGCUGCUCCUGGGCCUGUACUCCUUGUUCUACUCGUGCACGAUCGCUCUCGACGCGGUCGUGGACAGCGUUACGAUAAUGGACCAGAGGGUGCCGAGUGCAGUUCUGAACGGUACCGAAUGCGUCGUAUUGGACUGCGUGUACAAGGUAAAACCGGAAGAGGCCGAGGGGCUGGUGGUUGCGUGGUAUUUCAACAAUAGCCCCAGCCCCGCAUACCAGUGGAUACAGGGCCAACCGCCCCGGACCAUCGGUCCGCUGAAAAAACACAUCCGGUUGGGUUUCGCUGCACCCACCGACGAUGCGUUGGCCAAGUACCGAGCCCUGUACAUCAUCCGGCCGACCAUCGAGCUGACCGGCAACUACAAGUGCGUCGUGUCUACUUACAACGACGAGGAUUUUAUGAUUAAGAAGAUGAUCGUUUACGCGCCCGGCCAACAUUUGCACAUGAAACGCACCAAGGCCAACGACCAAGACAUGGUGAACAUAUCUUGUAUGAUUUCCAGAGUAUUUCCCAUGCCCAAGAUGCAACUGUACAAGCUUGAAACUAAUGGAACUCAAAACAGAAACACUUCUUUGCCUAUUGAGAUAUUGGAUUAUCAGAACGAUGGUGCAUUUAAUGUCACAGUAUCCACAUUGUUCUCCGAAUCCGAAUUACCAUCUCGAACAACAUUUUUUUGCGAACUCAUCAUACCAAGUACUCCAUACAGUAUCACAAAACGAUUCGUUUAUAAUCCUGGUAACACCGAAAGUUUGUCUGCUGAAAAUGCUGCAUGGUCAAGAAAAUUGUCUCAGACGCUAAAAUUUACAACUAUCGUAUGGUUAUUUAUUGUAAUUUCACACUGA
Molecule: messenger RNA, 870 nt
Organism: Macrosiphum euphorbiae (potato aphid)
Lineage: Eukaryota; Metazoa; Arthropoda; Insecta; Hemiptera; Aphididae
Source: the annotation of a GenBank genome assembly